Hippopotamus amphibius kiboko is the source of this 1070-nucleotide messenger RNA. RefSeq names its product fibroblast growth factor binding protein 1 (gene FGFBP1). Gene Ontology annotation, molecular function: growth factor binding. The record is from RefSeq and is a predicted model, not a curated record. Gene Ontology annotation, biological process: cell-cell signaling. The transcript has a single exon. Lineage: Eukaryota; Metazoa; Chordata; Mammalia; Artiodactyla; Hippopotamidae. The coding region runs from base 1 to 714 and encodes 237 amino acids.
AUGAGGAGCCACAGCCUCACCCUGCUCUCCUUCCUCCUUCUGGCUGCUCCGAUGCUCCUGGUGGAGGCCACAAAGGAAGAAACCCAUAGACAGGGCAGCAAAGCCAGCACGGAUAAAUUGCAAGCUCUAGGUAAGCCCCAGAUUGAGUCGAGGAGCCAGUCACCCAAGAGCCUGACCAAAGGCAAGUUCAUCACCCAAGACCAUGCUGACUGCGGAUGGGUGGUGACCAAGCAGGAGGAGGGCAUCGCCCUGAAGGUCGAGUGCAGUCGACAGGACAACAACUUUUCAUGUUUCUUCACUGGCAAUCCAAUCCCAUGCCUAGAGUCAGACAAAAAGAAUGUCUAUUGGAAACAAAUUGGCCGGAAACUGCGUUCUCAGAAGGUCAUCUGUGGUGACGCCAAGAGCAUCCUGAAGACCAGGGUGUGCAGAAAGAAGUUUCCAGAAUCCAAUCUCAAGCUGGUGAACUCCACUCUGAUUAGGAGCAAGAAGCCCAGCCAGGAGUUAAUGGAACCCUCUUCCAAGGAGCAGAGGGAGGUCAAAGUGACUACCCCUUCCAGCCCAGUGAAGACCCAGACCAUGACCACUAAAGAUCCUGCAUGUGUGGAGGACCCAGACGUGGUAGAACACAGUAAGAUUGCCAUGGAGUACUGUGGGGAGUCCUGGAGCUUUUUCUGCAAAUUAUUCCUCUCCAUGGUACACGGCAGUUCAUGCUAAAGAGGUCAAAAGAGAACAGAGUCCAUUAGGAGGUGUCAUGUCAAAGCCCUCCACAUGCUGUAAAGAUCUCCCAGUUCUCUGUAAGAUGAACUUUUGUGCUGUGGAAGUGCAAUGGAUUAUUUAAACAGAUUUUGUAAUUUUUGCUUCUGUGUUUUGGAAUUUGUUUUAUAUUCAUUUUCUUGGAUGUGAUUUUAAGAGGCUGUUGACCUCUGUAUGUUAUUGUGACCCACAAAGCUAUGUUUCUAUGAGCAGUAAGGACCAGUUUUUGAGCUGAACGAGUCAGAGAUGAUUUCAGUGCAAUGCACUUUCUGCCCAAUUAACAAAGAUAAUAAAGCUCUGUGCAUUUUUCAGAAAUA